AUGGACAUUUCAUCCAACCGUGAUUUGAAUCAUGUCGUCCUCCCUCGCCAUCCCGGCCUUCCCGCCCUCCGCACCGCUGCUGGCCCCGCUCGCCGCCACGCUCCGCGCCCUGCUCUCCUCCACCGCCGUCAAGCUCUCCUAGCUCGCCGCCGACGCGCGCCUCCGCGCCCGCCGCGCUGGCCCCCUCCUCCUCCGCCGCCGCCUCCGACCCGAGCUCCGCGCUCGUCUCCUGGCUCCGCAUGGGGUCCGCGGCCUCCCUCGCUCGACUCCGCCUCCGCCGCCGGCUGCGGCGUCGCCGACCUCCGCGAGCGUGCCGUGGCCGCGUUGGCCGCCCUCGCGUCCUCCGACGCCGAGCGGCCCGCCCACGCGCAGGACGCCGGCGCCGCCGUGGUUCCGCACGCGGAGGUCGGCGCUGGGCCCUUGUCGUCCUUGGAGGAGCGCCCGCCUUCCACCGCCGUGGCUCCGGCCCAGCUGCCCACGCCACGCCGCCGCGGCCGUUCUCUAGCCCCGCGCCGCCGCUGGGCCUUCGUCGUCCUGGGAUAUCGCGCCGCCGGGGGUCGAGGACAGGGAUUAGGGCGGCGGCUGUUGGGGGUGGCGGCCAGGUGA
This is a messenger RNA of Sorghum bicolor (sorghum), 606 nucleotides long. Its product is annotated as vasodilator-stimulated phosphoprotein-like. The transcript is spliced from 2 exons. Bases 1 to 606 code for a protein of 201 amino acids. The record is from RefSeq and is a predicted model, not a curated record. NCBI's taxonomy places the organism in Eukaryota, Viridiplantae, Streptophyta, Magnoliopsida, Poales, Poaceae.